AUGUCGAAACCCACCAAAAAGACCAAGAAUGUCUUGACGCCUCCCACCUACGAUAACCGCGAGCAGAUCAUGCUUGGUCUUCCCAAGUGGCAAAAGUUCGCCGCGACGAUCGAUUCAGCAAUCACAAGCCGCAACAAAACUUUAAAAAUAAUGGCUCCCGACAACCUUGGAAAGAUAGCUUGCAAGUAUCUUCAAAUCAAGCUCAUUCCACUCAUUGCAGAGCUCGACGAGAAGCAACCGACUGAUCCAGAGCCAGGAAAGAAGGAGCCAGGGUGGGUGGGGAAUCAAUUCUACCACCAGAGUCGACAUGAGGUCUUGACUCUCGAUCUUGAAGACCUGGGCCGGGUGGAGUGGGAUAGUGUCGAAUAUGCAGAGUAUGCAAUGAGUCUAGUGCGGUCCAUUAUUCAGGCCGAGGAGUGUUUGGAGGCUCUCAAUGACCAAGCCAGUGUCGAGAAGAAUAAGGCUGAUACAAGCCGGUGA
Pseudocercospora fijiensis CIRAD86 is the source of this 480-nucleotide messenger RNA. RefSeq lists its product as uncharacterized. The record is from RefSeq and is a predicted model, not a curated record. The transcript has a single exon. Lineage: Eukaryota; Fungi; Ascomycota; Dothideomycetes; Mycosphaerellales; Mycosphaerellaceae. Bases 1 to 480 code for a protein of 159 amino acids.